Molecule: messenger RNA, 255 nt
Organism: Lottia gigantea (owl limpet)
Lineage: Eukaryota; Metazoa; Mollusca; Gastropoda; Lottiidae
Exons: 1
Biological process (GO): regulation of transcription by RNA polymerase II
Cellular component (GO): nucleus
Molecular function (GO): RNA polymerase II cis-regulatory region sequence-specific DNA binding; DNA-binding transcription factor activity, RNA polymerase II-specific
Source: RefSeq, a predicted model, not a curated record
GCUUCCGGUCACUCUUUGGAUAAGAAAAGGACAAAGAAAACAAAUUUUAGUAAGGAGGAGGAACUUCUAAUUCAAAGGGAGGUGGAAAAACAUUAUGGGUUACUAAGCUCAAAACAAUCAAAUUUUGUAACAAAUGAAAAAAAGAAGAGAGUGUGGGAUAAUAUUGCAUCCAAAGUUAGUUCAUUGGGGGUAGCCUUAAGAACAACAAAAGAAGUUAAAGACAAGUGGAACAAUUGUAAGAAGAUUGCUAAAAAA